Molecule: messenger RNA, 860 nt
Organism: Molossus molossus (Pallas's mastiff bat)
Lineage: Eukaryota; Metazoa; Chordata; Mammalia; Chiroptera; Molossidae
Gene: DPCD
Product: deleted in primary ciliary dyskinesia homolog (mouse)
Exons: 6
Coding region: 27-677 (216 amino acids)
Source: RefSeq, a predicted model, not a curated record
CGGGCGCGCGGCUGGGCGGAGGGAAGAUGGUGGUGACAGGCUGGCUGGAGAGUCUGCGGGCGGCCGAGAAGACAGCACUGCUGCAGGACGGUAACUCGAGGCCCCGCGCGAGUUCCCUCCUUCCCCAGGGGAGAAGAAAGGUGCACUAUUUGUUCCCAGACGGGAAGGAAAUGGCUGAAGAAUAUGAUGAGAAGACAAGUGAACUACUUGUAAGAAAAUGGCGUGUAAAAAGUGCCCUGGGAGCGUUGGGCCAGUGGCAGAUUGAGGUGGGAGAGCCAGCACCCCAUGGAGCAGGGAAUCUGGGGUGUGAACUCAUCAAGGAAAGCAAUGCCAACCCCAUCUUCAUGCGCAAGGACACCAAGAUGUGUUUCCAGUGGCGGAUUCGAAAUCUCCCCUACCCUAAGGAUGUCUAUAAUGUCUAUGUGGACCAGCAGGAGCGCUGUGUUGUCGUCAGAACAACUAACAAAAAGUACUACAAGAAGUUCUCUAUUACUGAUCUGGAAAGAUACCAGCUACCUCUGGAUGAUUCUUUGCUGAGCUUUGCUUAUGCCAACUGCACCCUGAUCAUCUCCUACCAGAAGCCAAAGGAGGUCCUGGUGGCUGAGUCGGAGCUGCAGAAGGAGCUAAAGAAGGUAAAGAUGGCCCACAGCAGUGACAGGGACUGCAAGACCCAGUAGUGGACACCUGCACCUCUGGCUUGGAGGGUGGAUAAGGCUCUUCCUGUCACCUGAAAGACUUUGCAGCCUGGGCCUUUCUGGCACCUCUUCUCUUCCAGGAGCUAACCAGGCUCUGUAAGAACUAAGACUCGGGGUACUCCGGCCUCCUGCAUCAUGGUCUUACCUCCUGAGUAAAGUCAUUCU